AUGUCUGGUCAGAACGGUCAAGGUGCUACUGCCGCCUGGGACGCGAAACCUGGACCAAUUCGUUGGCCACGCGACUCAACUAACAACGCCGUUAUCCCAUACUGCUUCACACAGGAGUGGGAUUGCCACAAUAGCCGUCACAUCACUGAGAGUGGUAUGGCAAAAUGGUAUCUUGGCGGCCCUGCGGGCGGCCCUGCGGGCAAAGAGUCUGGUCACGCGAUCAGUUUCAAAGAGCGUCUGGAUAGCGAUGGAAAGCCAAUGUACUGUGCAACCAUCAAGAAAUACCGAGACGGCUGGAACGCGGGUUUAUCCCACGAUACAGUUGCAAUCGAGUUCACCGAUGAUGCUGACUGGGGCGGCGCUGUUGGCCUGACGCAAAACGGCGAUCCCUGGCAGAAUCUUGUCAGGCUCGCUGAUGGCUUUACGCUUAGUGCUGUUCUGCACGAGCUUGCUCAUGUACUAGGCAUGGCGCAUGAGCGCAACCGCAACGAUCGCGACACCUAUAUCAGAUGCCGGCACCGCGCCCGCCAAAAGGAAGGCGACCGCAUCACCGAAGACGGCCUCUCCCUAUCCAUGUAUCGCGCUCUAAAGUACCAAUGCACUUGUGUCGCCUUUAUCGAGAACUUUGUCGAGCCCGGCUGGCCCAUCAAAGCCGCCUCCGGCUACGACCUCGCGAGCAUCAUGCACUAUCCUAGCUGCAACGGCUAUGCAAAGCCAGAGUGCAAUGAUAAUGGUGUAGACUGUCCUAUUCAGGCUUGUCUCGACUGGAACGACCACGGCGAGGGACUUGGGCUGUUGGAACGCGCUACGAAGCCGAGCGAGAUGGAUAUUCAAUGGGUUAAGCAGAAUCACCCUUGGAAUGUGGAUGGUUGA
Molecule: messenger RNA, 873 nt
Organism: Alternaria rosae
Lineage: Eukaryota; Fungi; Ascomycota; Dothideomycetes; Pleosporales; Pleosporaceae
Exons: 4
Coding region: 1-873 (290 amino acids)
Biological process (GO): proteolysis
Molecular function (GO): zinc ion binding; metalloendopeptidase activity
Source: RefSeq, a predicted model, not a curated record